AUGGAGUGGAAGAGCAACUUGAGGCGUACCCAGUCACUGAAGAGCGUGGCUUCGUCCUGUGACAAACCCACCUGGACUGAGGCAGGACUGAGGGAAAAGAAAGCAUCUGUGUCUCAGCUCGUCGCCAGAUAUCAAACUGUAGUCGAAGUAAAGCAACACAUUCAAGCAACAAGAGUGAACGGUGAAGUGAAGCUGAAAGAGGAGCUAAAACAGAUAACUCUUCCUCCUCCAAAUGUGAAUGACCUGCCGGAGAAUGAAAUGAGUCGUGAGGAGUUUUUGAUGAGGAGAAAUGAAAUGAGGGAACAUUCACAAGUUAAGACCAAUUUAAUCCGUAGUAAGUCAAUGGGAAACCUUCAAAACAGCUCUGGGUCCAUCUUAACCCUGAGGUCCAUGUUUGAGUCGAACGCCGUCACUCAAACCAAACCGAAGACGGGUUUUAAAGCUGCGAACUUCACCUCAUCCUCCAAGAGAGCAGACAUCACAGCUAUAAUGAAUGGAGAGACUGAGGAAAUAAACGCUGCAGGGGAACUGAAGACCCACAUUACUGUUGACGCUCCAGAAAAUGACACGAACAUUAAAGCAAAAGAUGACCGUCCUUUUCAGAAGGUGGUGAAUCAAACCAGGGCAGAGAGGAGAAAAACAAUAGCGGGUAUUGAUUUUGAAAAACUUGCAGCUGCUCAAGCUGAUGAAAAGAGGAGGUCGAUCGCAGAUUUCAGAGACAGCUACUUUGUCCAAACUACGGAGAAAGUGUCUGUAAAAGCGAUAUCUGCUCUUUAUUUGUCAAAGCUGACAUCUCAGGAGCCAAACAAGAGCCAGGCACUGGAGCGGUCAUCUGAAUUGGGAAAAAGGACAAAGCUAACAAAGAUGGCAGAAGACUCCCAACCAAGCACAGAUGACCUCCUACCACCUCCCUCAUCUAGACAUCAACCAGGAUUACAAGAUACUGGCAAAGUAUCGUCUCAACCAUUCAUGCAAUCCCAACCUUCCAUAGAAAAGUUACACCAACAACGGCAAAAAUCUGAGCUGAGACGGCUCCUAAAGCACACCCACCCAGAGCUGAAGAUGUUAGACGAAGUUGUGGAUGAAGAGCUAGCUGAGGUUUUGAGCUCAGAGACUGGGGUGACAGCUGCUGAAACUGGAUACGAAGGAGAAGUCCUCUCAAGAUGCUUGAUAUUUGAGCCCUGUGCCAUUUCUAAAAAAGUGUCUUCUUACGCCACCAACGUGCACAUGGCAGAGGGGAUGGAGCAAAGAGGAAAUGCCAGUAAAAUAUCAGCUGUGUUUGAGGGUGUUAAAGGGGUUAUGGAGGCUGAAAAAACACCAGAUCCUGACAAAGUGUGCAAGGAGGAGGAGAUAAGAAUAGAUGUUCGGUCUACUAGGAGGAUAUUUGAGGGUCAGUCCAUGAAGACGUCACGGCCAAAUCCAGACAACAAGCUCCAGGGUAAAAUUUCUAUUUAUGGGGAUGAGACAGGGACAGUGCAACAGAAAAAACAGGAGUCUAUGUGUGUCAGCGAUAAAGGACACAGCAAAAACAAAAGCACCCACACUGAUGCAACAGAUCCUGCACAUAAAAAAGAGCCAUGUGAUCACAUUGUUAGUAAAAGCACUGAUGAUGUGUUUUCUGGAUGGAGAGACAUUCCUACUGAGGAUGAGUUUGGAAGCAGUCCUGAUGCAGAAAUAUUUGGAGAAACAAUUAAAACGAGUGCGGCUCUUUUCCAGCAUAACCCUUUUAUCUCAACAAACGUAGAAAAAGAGCAUGCAUAUCUGCAAACAGAAAAAUCCAAUAUCCCAGCAGGAGAUGGCACAGUGGCUGAGGAUUAUCAGACAGCCAAUGUCAAGAACAGAGCCCAUCUGUUUGAAUCGAUGCCAUUCGACAAAAUUAGGCAGCAGAACAAGGACGAAAUAGAGACAAUGGUGGAGAAUAUUAAGGAAACACUGAAAUUCCUUUAUCAUGCUAAGGCUAUUCAUUCAAGUGGCUCAAUCAUUGAAGUGAAUGAGACAAUGAUCGCUAAAAAGGCUAAAUUCACACUAACAAAUGAGGGGCCUGAGAUUAUGUACAAUCAGCUGGCAGAAGGCGGCGCACAAAACUUAAUACUCCAGUUGCUACCGCGGGCGAACAUAAAGCCUCAGAUCAUUUACUUAAAGGAGGAUAGUAAAGGAGGGAUGGCAACAAUGGUAAUAAAUGCUCCCGUGCAUCAGGAUCAGUUCACCGCUAGCCAAGACACAGAGUUUAAAACUGCCAAUGUGGUUCAGCUCAUUGAGGAUAUUCUCAAUCAAGACAACUCUCUACGGAAAGGAGUGAUCAUUCAGGAGGAGGCGAACAGAUGUGCAGAAGUCAUGGUGUACUCUCUCUACAAUUACUUUGAUGAGGAAGAUAUAAAGAGUUAUUGUCCUCCACAACAGAUUGAUGCAGAUUAUGACAAGCCUGAGACGAAGAGAGCUGAUAUGACUGAAACAGAAAACCAAGGAGUAAGACAUGGCAUCGUUGAAUCAACCAUAAACUUAAGAGGUAAUGUAAAACUGUUCAAGAGUUGUAUUGAAAAGGGUGAUUUAGAGUAUUUGAAAAGUCUUCAAGCCGAGGCAACAGUAGGAGAUGAAGAAUUACCCUCAAGCCACACUUUGGCUGAAGGAAACACAACGAUUCAUCAUGAACAGAGCAGUGAUGGUGCAGAGGAAAGUACUACAGAGUAUGUGCCAGUGGAUGUUAAAAGACUGAAAAACAUAUUCUCUAUUGAUCAGAGUCAAACACCACCAAAGCAAAGUAUCUGUAAAAACCUUGUCCUGUCAAAGAGUGUUUCCAAAGUAUCUGCAGGUCAAUAUGUACAACACAGAAAGAGUGAGUCCUCAACAGAAUGUAAUAUUGAUGUAUUUGCUCAUGAACAGAUCAAGAACACCAGGCAGCAUGGCUCCCCAACGCAAGAUGAUGUGUGUAAUUUCAGUGUUUCACAUCAUUCGUAUCUGCCAUUUGAUGCACGGGAGAAUGAUAUCAUCCACCAAGCUGAAGUAGUGGAGGUGGUAGAUGACUGUGAGGAAAUCACCAGCCUUCAAACUGCAAUCCAUAACCUUCAACAAGCUACAGUUGAGGCCAAAACUAUUUAUCAUUCAUUACAAGAAAAACAAGAAAAACUUCAGUCAAGUCAAGUGUCUUCUGAGAAAACUAUCGUCUCAGUUACAUGUGAUGGAAAGUCCAGUACACCCGUAAAAACAGAUGCAGAUUUACCUCAAGGGAGCCACCACAAAGAGGACUUGUGUGUUAGAACAAGGUGGGAUGAAUCUCAUGAAGGUCCAUCAAGCGCCAGUGUAUCUGCAGAGCAUAAAUUAGACUGCAGACAGGCAUGCCACAAAGAAAUGCAAUUUGAAGCUAGACAAACUACUGAUUCCUGGAGCGAAAGCAGCACUGAGAUGGUCCAGGAGCCAGAGUUUGCAGCAGCUAUGGUGUCAACAAAUAAUCUAAAACCUAACCCUGCUGAAGAAGAAGCUGAGGAGGUCAGUCUGCAUGGGAAACUUCAAGCAGCCUUGGAUUCCCUGGAGAGAUCCAACAUCAAUGUGAGUAGAGGAGAUUUUAGAGCAGCUAUGAUAUACAGAAGCUCCAAACCUCACAUAGAAAAGUCACAGAAUGUGGAUGGAUCAUCUGUUAAAGCUAUAGACACUGCAUUAUAUACUGUGACUCAUGAGAUGGUCACAGAGGAAGUACAAGCAGCAAAAGCUGGGUCUCUCAAGGCCUUCCAAAGUGAAACCCAGAAUAGGUCCGAUAUGUGUGCUGCUACAGAGAAAAGCAAAAGACCUCUUGGUCCAAAACCUGCCAUACCUCCUAAACCUGAGCAUUUACAGCUGAAACAGAGAGAAAACCAACUAAACAACCCAGAAUAUCCCGGGGCAAUAAAAACAAACAGCACACAACCUGAAGUGAAAAAACAGCACACAGAAGAAACAGAUCCUCAACCAGUGAAAACAGCAGCAAAACCAUCUGAUAACAAACAUGAGGUGUCCAAGACGACCGGUGACGCAGACUCAGGAUCAGAUUCACUGACUCAUUCGAGUAGCUACUGUAUUGAAAUUUCACCAAAGACUGAAAUUAAAGCUUUACCUAUCAACCUCAACAGCAGCAAUGCAGAUACGCAUAAUCAACAAGAGGCUGUAAAUGCCAGAGCAGAAGACAAGAUAAAUCAGAUUAUCCCAGUCAAAGAGAGUAUGAAUGAAACAGAUGAGAGCCAUGUAGAUUUUCAUGAAGCACGCAAGAAAUUUGGAGGUAAAAAAGCCCCUGUAAAGCCAAAGAGAGUAAAAAUUGCCCUACCGGACAACAAAAGCUUGAAACAAACAUCAGGAGAAGAAAAUUCAUCUACUGUUCAAGCACAUGUAAAUGUAGAAUCACAACAAGCUCGAAUAGUUACAUCCUCUAAUAAACCAAAAACCUGUGGACAGAUAUCUGACAGCAAGGACAAGGAUAAAAAGGAAAAUAAACAAGACAGGAAAGUUGAAAUGAGGGAGAAGAAAGUCAGACAUGAGACAGAGGAUGAGCGCAGACAGCGGCUGUCAAUUCACAUGGAUGAGAUCAUGAGAGGAAACACAACAGCCGCGAUGGAAAUUUUUGACAACUUGCGAAAGCAGGAGGAACUGCAGAGCAUCCUCAAUCGGGUUGAGGAAAUUGAGCAGGACACAAGUGAGGUUGAUGUACAGUCUCUGAGGAAAGUCUUUGAGAAUGUCCGCGACUGGGUUGUCAACUCUGACAAAAAGAAACAAAAAAUGAUAAAAGCACAACUGCGAGAGGAAGGGAAGUCGGCACUACCCAAAGAAAACACUGAAGCAGUUUCAACCCGCUUGUCGAGAGACGUGUUCAGCCUGUUUGAAGCCAGUUUAUCCAAUGGAAAAAGUAACUGCAGAUAAAUACAUUUUGCACAAAACAUGCUUCUGCUGUAAACAGUGCAAGAAAACAUUAAGUAUGUACAAUUUCGCACCGUUGCAUGGGGAAUUCUACUGCAUAUUUCACUACCAACAACUGUUCAGAAGAAAAGGGAAUUACGAUGAGGGAUUUGGACACACUCAACACAAGAACCGCUGGAUUCUGAGGAGGUCGAACAACGUGGACGAGUCUGACGCAUAAAGAGUCCAGCAGAUUCUGAGUAUCAGCAGUUGACAACAGCGUAAGAGGCUGAUUUUGGUGCUCAUAAAUAAGACACACUCCUAGAUCCACACAGAGUACCAGCAGAUUAAUCACUGUAUAAAACUGAAUUAAAAAAUAAAUAAAAAUCUGUGCAUUGUAAGUAUAAUGGAUGGAUUCCACAUCAUGUUGUUGAGUCAGUGUCUGUACCUUUUUACUUUAAAAUAAUAAGAAUGGAAGCCUUCGUCAUAUGAUACUGAGAUGAUUUUGCUGCAGCUAUUUUUGACACAGUUUAGAGGCAGAUUAUAAAAUUGUGUUGUUUACCUUUAAGAAAAAAAGCAUGUAUAGUGUAAAUAUUCUUUACAUUUUUACAUCUAAGUGUCAAACUAAAUAGACUCCUCUCUCUUCGCUGAAUUAUGUUUCAAUGACAUGACUUAUUGGAUUAGCUGCCAAGGUUAAUUAAUUUCUAUAAUGAAAAGAAAGCGUACAGAUAUACAAUUAUUCAUUCAUGCUUUCCUAAUGAAACACACACAAAAAACUGUAUACUAAUCCAAAAUGACCAAACUAAUUACUUUUCAUGUUUGUUAAAGGAUCUGUUUUCUUUGACACAAUCUGUUUUUCAUAAAAUUGAAAAGAUAAUUGACUGUUUCAUGUAAUUAAUUCUGAAUUUGAGCAUAAUAAAAGCACAGUAUAAACAGUAAAUGAUGUCAUCCAUCCAUUGUGUGAUUGCUCCACCCAUUUGUUACA
Messenger RNA from Sphaeramia orbicularis (orbiculate cardinalfish), 5842 nucleotides. RefSeq names its product xin actin-binding repeat-containing protein 1. Gene Ontology annotation, biological process: actin cytoskeleton organization; actin filament organization. Bases 1 to 4881 code for a protein of 1626 amino acids. The record is from RefSeq and is a predicted model, not a curated record. The transcript is spliced from 11 exons. Gene Ontology annotation, cellular component: stress fiber; focal adhesion. Gene Ontology annotation, molecular function: actin filament binding. Lineage: Eukaryota; Metazoa; Chordata; Actinopteri; Kurtiformes; Apogonidae.